Microtus ochrogaster (prairie vole) is the source of this 1535-nucleotide messenger RNA. It is a transcript of the gene P3h4, whose product is annotated as prolyl 3-hydroxylase family member 4 (inactive). NCBI's taxonomy places the organism in Eukaryota, Metazoa, Chordata, Mammalia, Rodentia, Cricetidae. Gene Ontology annotation, biological process: collagen fibril organization; peptidyl-lysine hydroxylation. Gene Ontology annotation, cellular component: endoplasmic reticulum. The record is from RefSeq and is a predicted model, not a curated record. Gene Ontology annotation, molecular function: collagen binding; protein binding.
CGGACUAGAGCGACAACUGACCAUCCGAAAGAGACGGGUGUCCCAACCUCCUUGCUCUAGCCCGGGGCCGGCGCUAAGACCCAGGAGGAGCGCCGAGGGGUGGGGGUGGGGGUGCUGAAGCCCGUCGGUCCUCCGGCUGCUCUGGGAGCCUCGGGGCGCGGCGCGGCGCGGCGCGGGCAUGGCUCGCCCGGCGUGGGGGUUGCUGUGGCUGCUGCUGGGCAGCGCGGGCGCGCAGUACGAGAAGUACAGCUUCCGAGGCUUCCCUCCGGAGGACCUGAUGCCUCUGGCCACGGCCUACGGCCACGCUCUGGAGCAGUAUGAGGGUGAGAGCUGGCGCGAGAGCGCGCGCUACCUGGAGGCGGCGCUGCGGCUGCACCGGCUGCUGCGCGACAGCGAGGCCUUCUGCCACGCCAACUGCAGCGGCCCCACCGCCUCGCAGCCCCGGCCGGCGCCCGGCCCGGACGAUGACGGCGAUAGCGAUGGCGAGGACUGGGCGCGCGAGCUGCGGCUCUUCGGUCACGUUCUGGAGCGCGCCGCCUGCCUGCGGCGCUGCAAGCGGACGCUGCCCGCCUUCCAGGUCCCCUACCCGCCGAGGCAACUGCUGCGCGACUUCCAGAGCCGCCUGCCCUACCAGUACCUGCACUACGCGCACUUCAAGGCGAACCGACUGGAGAAGGCGGUGGCUGCGGCCUACACCUUCCUCCAGAGGAACCCCAAGCACGAGCUGACCGCCAAGUAUCUCAACUACUACAGGGGGAUGCUGGAUAUCGGAGAUGAGUCCCUUACGGACCUAGAGGCCCAGCCCUACGAGGCUGUGUUCCUCCGGGCUGUGAAGCUCUACAACAGCGGAGACUUCCGCAGCAGCACAGAAGACAUGGAGCGGGCCCUGGCUGAGUACAUGACCGUCUUUGCUCGGUGUCUAGCUGGCUGUGAGGGGGCCCAUGAGCAGGUAGACUUCAAGGACUUCUACCCAGCCAUAGCAGAUCUCUUUGCAGAGUCCCUACAGUGCAAGGUGGACUGUGAAACCAACCUCAUCCCCAACGUAGGUGGCUACUUUGUGGACAAGUUUGUGGCCACCAUGUAUCACUACCUACAGUUUGCCUACUACAAACUGAAUGACGUGCGCCAGGCCGCCCGCAGUGCUGCUAGCUACAUGCUCUUUGACCCCAAGGACAGUGUCAUGCAGCAGAACCUGGUGUAUUACCGCUUCCACCGGGCUCGCUGGGGCCUUGAAGAGGAGGACUUCCAGCCCCGGGAGGAGGCCUUGCUCUACCACAACCAGACCUCUGAGCUCCGGGAGUUGCUGGACUUCGCACACAUGUACCUUCAGUCGGAUGAUGAGAUGGAACUGGAGGAGACAGAGUCACCCCCAGAUAAAGUGGAGGAGACAGAAGAUCUCCCAUCCGAUGCCGAGUUUGAAGGGGAUGGCGACUAUGAGGAGGGCCUCUAUGCAGACUGGUGGCAGGAGCCGGAUGCCAAGGGCGACGAGGCCGAGGCUGAGCCAGAGCCUGAACUGGCUUAAGAGUGGUGGUGCA